Staurois parvus is the source of this 399-nucleotide messenger RNA. The record is from the annotation of a GenBank genome assembly. NCBI's taxonomy places the organism in Eukaryota, Metazoa, Chordata, Amphibia, Anura, Ranidae.
UGCCGACCAUCUUUGACAGGGAGGAAAACUGUAUGUAAACAAUACAGUUCUCCUCCCUGUCCGCUCGUGCACACUGCUUUGCAAGGCAGUGUGAUUACAGUGAAGCACAGGGACCCAAACACAAAAACAGCACAAGGUUAACCCUUUGAUCGCCCCUCAUGUUAAUCCCUUCCUGCCCAGUGCCCUUAGUACAGUAUCAAUGCUUUUUUUUUGCACUGAUCGCUGUAUUGGUGUUACUUGGGAUGUCAGUGACACCACGUCAGUUCCCCCCAGUGUCAGAAUGCCCGCUGCAGUCCCGCUAUAAGUCGCUCAUUUCUAGUAAAAAUAAAUAAAAAAAAACAAUUCCAGUAUCUAUACCGCCACUUGUAAACACUAACUUUCAUGUAAACCAAUUAAUUU